Molecule: messenger RNA, 1731 nt
Organism: Athene cunicularia (burrowing owl)
Lineage: Eukaryota; Metazoa; Chordata; Aves; Strigiformes; Strigidae
Gene: NME8
Product: NME/NM23 family member 8
Exons: 15
Coding region: 1-1731 (576 amino acids)
Biological process (GO): CTP biosynthetic process; UTP biosynthetic process; GTP biosynthetic process
Molecular function (GO): nucleoside diphosphate kinase activity
Source: RefSeq, a predicted model, not a curated record
AUGGAAAGCAAGAAGAAAGAAAUACAGCUCCAGGCCAUAAUAACUAAUCAAAACCAGUGGGAUGAAAUGUUGCUGACAAAAGGUGUAGUAGUAAUAGAUGUGUAUCAAGCUUGGUGUGGUCCUUGCAAAGCUGUGGUGAACUUACUCAGAAAACUGAAGAAUGAGUUUGGUGAAGACGAUGUGUUGCAUUUUGCAGUGGCAGAGGCUGACAACAUUCCAACUCUGCAACCAUUUAGGAAUAAAUGUGAACCUGUUUUUCUUUUUUGUGUUAAUGGCAAAAUUGUUGCAAUAGUAAGAGGUGUAAAUGGUCCUCUUAUAAGUAAGAAAAUAACAGAGCUAGUACAGGAAGAGAGGGAAAUUGCAGCUGGAAAGAAGGAACGCACAGAGGUAGAUGAACUUGUUUUCUUGGAAGAGAAAUCAUCAGAAGAGACUGUAGAAGAGACUGUACCUGAGGUAGUCAGAUAUUCUAUUGGAAUUAUAAAACCUGAUGAUGUCUUAGAGGGACGCGUAGAAGAAAUUAAACAAAAGAUUAGAGAUGCAGGAUUUGUCAUUGAGGCAGCAGAGGAGAAAAUGUUAACUGAAGAGCAAAUCAGAGUGUUCUAUGCCCAGAAAAAAGAACAGAGUGAUUUUGAUGAUUUUGUUCAAUUCAUGAUGAGUGGACCAUGCCACGUUUUGGUAAUCAUUAAAAGAGAAGCAACUGAUGCUAUUCCUCACUGGAAAGAACUAUGUGAAUCGAGUGAGAGUGUGCCUGAUGAGCCUGAGGCUGAGCAGCCAGAGAGUUUGGAAGAAACUGUGGAAACUGAGAGUAUAUUUAAUCUAUGUGACAUUCAAGACAGUGUAGAAGAUGCCAGCAGACAACUUGCCUUCUUUUUCCCAAAUUUUGGUAUACAGAAGACAGACCAAAAAGUUGAAAAGACUUUGGCAUUAAUUAGACCCUCUCUCUUAAAGGAAAGACGAUAUUCUAUCAUGCAAAGAAUAAAGGAUGAUGGCUUCAAAAUAGCAAUGCAGAAAGAAAUAAUCCUAACUGAAGAACAAACACGUGAAUUUUACAAAGAGCAUGAAAAUCAAGACUACUUCCCAGUCCUUCUAGAGCAAAUGACCAGUGGUCCAACUCUUGUACUUGCCUUGACACGAGAAAAUGCUGUAGCACACUGGAGAGAUUUGUUAGGCCCAAAGGUUGUUGAAGAGGCUAAGAAGGAAAAUCCAAACAGUUUACGUGCAAAGUAUGCUGUUGACAACAUACCUAUUGGUCAGCUGCAUGGUAGUUCUACACCCAAUGAUGCUGAGAAGGAAUUACAGUUCUUCUUCCCUCGGGAGCACACUUUGGCAUUAAUCAAACCUGAUGCUGCUAAGAAGCAUAAAGAUGACAUUAUGCAAAAAGUUAAAGAUGCUGGAUUUGUCAUAUCAAAGAUUAAGGAAGAAGCUUUAACACGUGAAAUGGCUAUACAAUUUUAUAAGGACCAUGAAGGAAAACCCUUUUUUAACCAGUUAGUGACUUGCAUGACUGAGGGCCCAUCGGUGAUAAUGGUCUUAACAAAGGAAAAUGCCGUGGAAGACUGGAGACAACUGAUGGGUCCAACUGAUCCAGAAGUGGCAAAAGAGACCUCUCCUGAAUCGAUUCGAGCUCAGUUUGCACAAGAUAUUUUGUCUAAUGCUGUUCAUGGAUCAUCUGAUAGAGAACAUGCACUGAGCAGCAUUGAGUGCAUAUUUGGUGAGAUUGAUAUAAAUUGA